AUGAGAUUUUGCGUUUUCAUUUUGCUAUUGGGUUUAGUUAUUUGCAGCUAGUUGAAUGCAUAAAGCAAUUUAAGAUACGAAUAUUAAUUUGCCCCUUGGAGUUUAGAUUGCACAAAUAGAUGUCAAAGUGCCGGAGGUGUAGUUUGUGGAUUUGAAACAUAAGUCUGUUGCAGAUCAGUAUGAACAACUACAAUAAAUUUUAGGGUAAAUGCUUAAAACAAUGGAAGUCUGAGACAUGUGACACUUGGGAUAAGAUUCAUAUUUUAAAUUGCGUACCAGGGCCAAGUGGCAAAUAAUGA
Molecule: messenger RNA, 299 nt
Organism: Paramecium octaurelia
Lineage: Eukaryota; Ciliophora; Oligohymenophorea; Peniculida; Parameciidae
Source: the annotation of a GenBank genome assembly